CGCGUGAUCAUAUAUCGGUCGGGCUUUAGUCAAGUAAGGAGUUUAUAGAAGAAAAUCAUACGAUUAGAUCAACUCAAUACGGUGUUACGUCGAGAGGCGUCGCGUCUUGUUUUAGUAAUGUAAUCCCGACUUUAAAUAUUUAUACCCACAAAAUAUAACUGGCUACUCAUAAACUACCUGGUAACUCUGACAACAUACUGUAAACAUGGGACUUGACAUUUGACUUUGUCAUUUUAAGUAAAUUCAACAAAAUUUGAAGUUUUUAAUUCUUACAUUAUUGUUUACAAAUAAUCUAGUAAUAUAUCUUUAAGUUUUGCUUUCCCGUAAAUGCAAUGUCGGUAAUGAAAGUGAGUAAAAUAAUAGGUAUAUGAAUUGACUUGAGUUUAAAUAUAAGAUUGUAACUCAAAUGAAAGAGACCUGAAAUAGUAUCUCACCAUCAAUAAAAUGGCAUCGAGAUUAAAAUAUCUGUGGAUUCUGGUUUUCCAAGUUGUGCUGGUGAUACUCUUCUUUGUCUUUGUUAGAUAUGAUGGCAAUAAUAACGUCAAUGUUCGAGGUUACGAAGACGCCCACGUGAUGAUCUACAUCGGUUUCGGGUUCCUGAUGACAUUUCUCAUGAAGUACUGCUACGGUGCGGUCGGUAUCAACUUGUUGCUGGCCGCACUAGUGGCCCAGUGGUCCAUUAUCACCCAGGGCUUGUUCCAUAUGAAGGACAUGACUAUACCUCUGAACAAGAAGACGAUCCUUGAAGCCGACAUAAUGUCAGCAACGGUCCUCAUCACAUUUGGGGCGCUACUUGGUCGCGCUAGUGUGAAUCAACUGCUUGUCAUAGCCAUCGUGGAGGCGCUCAUAGGCAGCCUUAACUUGUACCUUAUAGAAGCAGUUAUUGAGGCAACAGACGUUGGCGGCUCAAUGGCAAUCCAUGCAUACGGGGCGUUCUUCGGGAUCGCAGUAAGCGGCGCCUGGGUGUGCUGCAGAAAGCGGCGAGACCAGACACAGGAUGACCACGGACAUCCGCUUGAGAGGCCUUCCUACAUCACUGACGUCACGUCGAUGAUUGGCUCAUUAUUUCUGUUCGUCUAUUGGCCGUCCUUCAAUGCCGCGCUCACGGGCUCUGACAUUGACUACCAGAGGGCUGUGGUCAAUACUUACCUAUCGCUCGCAGCUUGCUCGGUGGUCACCUUCGUUCUAUCAUCGUUGCUUCGCCACGGCAAGUUCGAAAUGGAGCACAUCCAGAACUCGACGCUCGCGGGUGGCGUUGGUGUCGGUACAGUGUGCAACAUGCAUAUAACCGCCGGGGGAGCUAUCAUAAUAGGGAUGGGUGCUGCUUUCGUCAGCGUCUUCGGAUUUGCGAUGCUGAAGCCAUUCCUCAUAAGGAAGUGCGGUCUCCUGGACACAUGCGGCGUGUUGCACCUACACGGCUUUCCCGGGGUCUAUUCCGGUAUCAUCUCUAUCAUAGUCGCUGCGGUCGCAACAGAGGAUAUGUACGGCCCAGAAGGCCUGAAGACUGUCUUUGAAGCUGUUGGACACGGGAGAAGCACAGGCACGCAGGGUGCCAUGCAACUGGUGGCGCUUAUAUGUACGCUGGUCUUGGCACUCGUUUUUGGGAUUAUCACGGGUUGCAUAACCAGGUUGAAGAUAUUUGAACCACUAGCGAAGCCACACCAGUUUAAUGACGAACACUUUUGGGAGAUUCCUUAAUUUACUUAAAUCUGGAUGAAAUCUGACCAACUGUAUUAAAUCGGUAUUUUUUGUUAUGAGUUAAAAUCGUUCGAAUUAUGAGUUUUUUUUUAAACCAUUUAACCUAAACCACAAUACGGCCCAUUUUUCCUUUGUUGAUUUUUAUGUGGCAAUUUUGAGUCAUAUUUUGUGGUUUGGUAUAACGGUUGUGGAAUAUUCAUCGAGACGAAAGGUAAAAAAAAAACAACUUAAAAAACCUACCUGAUUUAAGACAGCUGAGUUUACUCAGCUUUUUAAUGAAUGAACCGGUGAUUGUUCACCUCAUUCGGUAUUCUAAGAAGUAUUAGUUUGACCUAAGAAAAUCAGUUAAGUUGUAAUUACAUACAUAUUUUAUAUUAUGUAUGUAUAGAUAAUCUUCGUCUCAGCAUAAUGUCAACUGUAUUGACGGUAUUAACCUAAGUGUAACUCGACCAACGUUUUGUUUUGUUAUUCGUUUUUUUCCUUUUUUUGUAUUUGUUUUUGUGGAAAUUGAAAUAAAAUAUUGUAUGAAAGCUAAAUGUUUUGUUUUGGUGUUUAUUUCAAAUACAAGUUUAUAUCCAUAUUGGCACAACAAAUAUUAAAUAGAUAUAAUAUUAAUAGA
Molecule: messenger RNA, 2317 nt
Organism: Cydia pomonella (codling moth)
Lineage: Eukaryota; Metazoa; Arthropoda; Insecta; Lepidoptera; Tortricidae
Product: ammonium transporter Rh type C-like
Exons: 10
Coding region: 445-1698 (417 amino acids)
Biological process (GO): ammonium homeostasis; ammonium transmembrane transport
Cellular component (GO): plasma membrane
Molecular function (GO): ammonium channel activity
Source: RefSeq, a predicted model, not a curated record